Verticillium alfalfae VaMs.102 is the source of this 537-nucleotide messenger RNA. RefSeq names its product sphingolipid C9-methyltransferase. The transcript has 2 exons. The coding region runs from base 1 to 537 and encodes 178 amino acids. The record is from RefSeq and is a predicted model, not a curated record. NCBI's taxonomy places the organism in Eukaryota, Fungi, Ascomycota, Sordariomycetes, Glomerellales, Plectosphaerellaceae. Gene Ontology annotation, biological process: cellular response to biotic stimulus.
AUGGGCGAGCAUGUGGGGAUCCGCAGGCUCACGACGUUUUUCCGACAGUGCUACGACAUGCUUGAGGAUGACGGGGCCAUGUAUGUCCAGCUCACUGGUCUGCGUAAGGCUUGGCAGUAUGAGGACUUUAUCCGGGGUCUGUUCCUGAACCAGUACAUCUUUCCUGGAGCCGAUGCCUCUACCCCGCGAGCAAAUUACGUCGGCUGCCUCGAGAGUGCUGGGUGGGAAAUUAAAAGCAUCAACACUGUUGGUGUGCACAAUGCAGGCACUCUCUGGCGUUGGUGCCGCAACUGGCUGGGGAACGGAGAGACAAUCAAGGCCAAGUACGGUCAGCGCUGGUUCCGAAUGUGGGAGCUCUUCCUGGCACGGUCUACCAUUGCCUCGAGCCAAGGUAGUGCUACCUGUUUUCAGAUGGUAGUCAUCGAUUGGACGGGUUCAAGACUCAGUAUGGCCUUUCGGGUGCCCUGGAGGCGAGUCAUGCCGCUGGUAGGGCGAUCUUUCCAAUAUGAUUGGUUCCUGAAUCCUCCUCUACUCUAA